This is a messenger RNA of Aspergillus nidulans FGSC A4, 1700 nucleotides long. RefSeq names its product 14-3-3 adaptor artA-like protein. The transcript is spliced from 8 exons. The record is from RefSeq and is a predicted model, not a curated record. NCBI's taxonomy places the organism in Eukaryota, Fungi, Ascomycota, Eurotiomycetes, Eurotiales, Aspergillaceae. Bases 488 to 1300 code for a protein of 270 amino acids.
GGGAACGACUUUUCCUCUCCAAUCUCAAUGUCUGAUUCAUUCAACUCGCCAGCUAACCUAUUUUGUUAUAGGUUCUGCCUCUUCCUCCCUUGCAUAUACUCCGAGGUAAGAGAAUACCUGGAUAGUUCACCAUGGAUGGUUGGCUUCAGAUCAGAUAUACUCUGAACAGCAUGUCAUGUGAUAUACUGGCUUGGCAUCUAGCGGCAGGUCAUGUGCUCAACAGUCGCCGAAGCGGUGACCCCCUGGACAAACAAAACAAACACAAACACUGGCUGCCGCUUUCUCGCUAAGCCAGAGUGGUCGUCACCUCACCGUUGUUCCAUCGCUUCCUGGUUGCUGUGAUCGCAUUCAAACUCCCCCCGAUCUUCGUUGCGUCUGUGCUUCUGGCUCUCCCCUUCCACGUCCUUCGCUUCCUUAGUCCAACUUAUAACCUCUCGAUAUCACCCCUUGCCUCUUAUCUUUCCCGAUCUCAACCUAACCGUCGACCAUGACUUCUGAGCGUGAGAACAAAACAUUCCUCGCCCGCCUCUGCGAGCAGGCCGAGCGUUACGAUGAGAUGGUCACGUAUAUGAAGGAAGUCGCCAACAUUGGCGGCGAACUUACCGUUGACGAGCGUAACCUUCUCUCUGUCGCCUACAAGAACGUCGUCGGUACUCGACGUGCCUCGUGGCGUAUCAUCUCCUCCAUUGAACAGAAGGAGGAAUCUAAGGGCUCUGAGCAGCACGUCAGCAUUAUCCGCGAGUACCGUCAAAAGAUCGAGACCGAGCUUGAGAAGGUCUGCCAAGACGUUCUCGAUGUACUGGACGAGUCCCUCAUCCCUAAGGCUGAGACAGGCGAGUCUAAGGUGUUCUACUACAAGAUGAAGGGUGACUACCACCGCUACCUUGCUGAAUUCGCGUCUGGCAACAAGCGCAAGCUUGCCGCCACCGCUGCCCACGAGGCUUACAAGAACGCAACCGACGUUGCUCAGACUGAGCUUACCCCCACGCACCCCAUCCGCCUGGGACUUGCCCUGAACUUCUCCGUGUUUUACUACGAGAUCCUGAACUCCCCUGACCGUGCCUGCCACCUUGCCAAGCAGGCUUUCGAUGACGCUAUUGCGGAGCUGGACUCACUUUCCGAGGAAAGCUACCGUGAUAGCACUCUCAUCAUGCAGUUGCUGCGUGAUAACCUUACUCUGUGGACUUCGUCCGACGGCAACGAACCCGAGAACGUGUCUGCCCCCAAGGAGGAGAAGCCUGAGGAGGACGCUGCUGCUCCCGAGGAGAAGCCCGAGGAAGCCAAGGCUCCCGAGUCGUAAGGGCGGUGUUUCCCUUUUACUGCUUUGUUGUAUCAAAAACCGCGUUAAGUGCUCGGCGUCUUUGCUGGACGUGCGAAUACACCCCUGGAAGUGUUUUGCAAAGGUCUUUUUUAGCUGCGUGACAGGUUUGGACCGGCACUUAUCUUCCACUUGUUCGGAAUUAUCUGGGUCGGCCAGCGGAGUUUGACAUUCGGAGAGCGGAGGAAAGGGGCGAAGUGGACGUUAUCUAUCUCUCUUUUAUUCUCUCUUUUUUAUUCCCACCCCAGCAAGAUACAAUGUGUUAGUCCACGUUUUCUCACUUAUCGCCUUCCACCGUUGACCCCUUGCCCUUUUCCUCCUUGUUGUUUUCCAUACAAUCAGAGGCCAUAGCUUCAAUAUCUGAACCGAAGUAGUUGAUAUU